AUGGGAAAGGUCCAAAUCAGGAGCCAAUACAUCAACAUCAACAUCAACAUACACAAUACCAACAAAGACAAUGACGACGACUACAACGACAACGUCAACGACAACCACAUGUACAUCAACAAUGACCCUUCAUUAUAUACAACUAUUGGAUCAUUGUCUAGUAGAGACUUUCCAGUAUCACCAUCACUCACUCAUCUGGUGUUGGAUGGCUCGGUGACAUCGCUUCAGACACUCAAGUUUGGUACACUGUUCAAUCAACCGAUCACUCCAGGUUGUUUGCCAAGUUCAAUCACAUCCUUAAAAUUUGGUGAUCGAUUCAAUAAGGCAUUGAGCUUAGAGGCUUUCCCUUCAUCACUUACUUCGCUUGAAAUUGGAACGAGCUUCGACCAUUCAUUGGAGGGAGUGCUGCCGUCGUCACUGCGAACGUUGGUGCUCCUGACUGGUCAUUGCGAACUCAGGCCAACAACGCUGCCACGAUCGCUCACAAGUCUCAUGGUCGGGCCGACGUUCAUGCAGUUCCUCGUCAAGGAUGUGCUGCCCCCAACUCUUAUAUCAUUGACGUUCGAUCGAGACUUCAACAUGCCAUUGUUGGCUGAUGUCCUACCUUCCUCGCUCACUCAUCUCACGCUGGGCUUGCACUUUGGUUCGGAACUAGUGUUGCCGCCAUCAGUCACACAUCUUACCAUUGGAUACUUUAGUCAGUUCAAGUAUGUUCAGAGCACAGUACGAAUGGUUGAGAUAUCCUACGUCAUAGGUGUACAUCAACUCAAUAACUAUCCGAUCCCUAAGCUGCCUGUAACGAGAUUGGAUACACUAUUACUUCAUGGGAAGUGUUUGGAUGAUGGUGAUCUACGUGAAUCAGCUACAUUUGCCAAGGACGUUGCCAAGACCAUACCAAAAGUAUCAACAAUAUGUAUUGAACUUGAUGCACGCAAGUCUUCAUCAUCAACAAUCAUCCGAACAAUCUUUGAUAGUGAUAGUUGUCAAACUGUUGGAGCAUGGUGCGUUACCUCUGGCAAGCCUAAAACCUAUAUGAGAGGCUAUUAUCUAAAGCUUACAUGA
Acytostelium subglobosum LB1 is the source of this 1062-nucleotide messenger RNA. RefSeq lists its product as hypothetical. Lineage: Eukaryota; Evosea; Eumycetozoa; Acytosteliales; Acytosteliaceae. The coding region runs from base 1 to 1062 and encodes 353 amino acids. The transcript is spliced from 2 exons. The record is from RefSeq and is a predicted model, not a curated record.